AUGGGUCUCCUUACGCUGCCAACUGAGCUUUUGCUCACCAUCGCGAAACACAUGAAAUCCCAGGGGGAUAUCGACUCAUUCGUGCGGACCAGCCGACGCCUGUGGACAGUGAUCAACCAUUACCUGUAUCAUUUCAACAUCGUUGACCACAGGGGUAUUGGUAUCAUUAGAGCCGCAGAGAACAAUCAACCAGUUUCAGUCCAAUACUUCAUCGAUGCCGGUAUCCGCAAAGUCGAACACUGGGACCGCGUGCCCAUGCUUGUUGCAUCCGAAUCGGGCCACGACUCGGUCCUCAGAACCCUUCUCGAGGCAGGUGCCGCACCAGAUUUUGGAAUACUACAAUGCUGCAAACUCAAAAUCCCAUUGAUAAAUGCCUGCUCUGGUGGACAUGAGAAUGCAGUGAACCUAUUACUCCAAUAUGGUGUUGACGUGGAUCUCAGUACUUCUGUUCAGGCUCAAAGCCCCCUUCACGCUGCGGCUUAUUUUGGGCAUGAGUCGAUCGUCAGGACCUUGAUUCAGCAUGGCGCCGACAUCGAGGCUUACACCCGGGGCUUGAUCGGCGAGGGUCGACCCCUUCACUUUGCCGUCAUGGGCGGUGAGCCCGAUGUUUUCCGGGCUUUGGUAGACCUUGGUGCCACGGUGGAUAUUUCGCUUUUACACUGCACAGCCCAGUAUGAUUAUGCAUGGGAAUGUGUGAAAGCAAUACUGGAAACUGGCAUAGACGUCAAUUGCCGCGAUGACGAAUUCCGAACCCCCCUUCACUGCGCUGCGAUGAAUAGUGCCGCAGAUGUCGCUAGAAUACUUAUCCAGCAAGGAGCAGAAAUUGAGGCCAGAGAUCGCUUCCUCAGUACCCCUCUACACCACAGCGUGUCCCGGGACAAUUGGAAAGUGGUUAAAAUAUUGCUUAAGCUCGGAAGAGCAGAUGUUCAUGCGAGAAACUCAAAGGGUAAUACACCAUUGCAUCUUGUAACAGAAGUAACAGAACACGAAGAUCUUGACGAAAAGAUCGAAACUGUGAAAUUACUUGUUGCGAAAGGGGCUUCCAUUGAAUCAGAGAAUCGUCAGCGAGAGACGCCACUUUUUUCAGCUAUAAGAAACAAGGAAGUGGUCACUGCAAGCCUCUUGAUUGAGAUGGGUGCGAAUAUUGAGCAUCGCAACGUGCGGGGAGAUACGCCGAUUUAUUCUGCACUGAGGACACAAUCAGCCCCUAUCAUCGAACUGCUACUUGCAAAGGGCUGUAGGACAAACAUUCAGAACAAGCGGGGAGACACUCCUCUAAUUGUUUCCUCGAAGCAGAAUGUCGCGACGGACAGGUUCUUUUGCGCGAUGAUGAAUGCACAGCAUUGA
Penicillium maclennaniae is the source of this 1347-nucleotide messenger RNA. Its product is annotated as ankyrin repeat domain-containing protein. The transcript has a single exon. NCBI's taxonomy places the organism in Eukaryota, Fungi, Ascomycota, Eurotiomycetes, Eurotiales, Aspergillaceae. The coding region runs from base 1 to 1347 and encodes 448 amino acids. Gene Ontology annotation, molecular function: protein binding. The record is from RefSeq and is a predicted model, not a curated record.